Molecule: messenger RNA, 1622 nt
Organism: Zonotrichia leucophrys gambelii
Lineage: Eukaryota; Metazoa; Chordata; Aves; Passeriformes; Passerellidae
Exons: 11
Coding region: 163-1449 (428 amino acids)
Source: RefSeq, a predicted model, not a curated record
UGGGGGUCCUGGAGGGAGUUUCCAAAUCUUUCCCAAACCUUUUCCAAACCUUCCCCGCAGCGCUCAGUGGAACCCUGGCACCCCUGGGGCCACGAGGGGACCCCCACCACGGGGGUGGGGACUAAACUUGGCCGUGAGGGAGGUCCCCAAAGUUGUCCGUGGAUGUGGGAGGUGCUUCCCACUCUCCUGGCCCCACAGGUUCCCCCACCCGCCGGCAUCCACGGGACCCCCUCUGUUCCCAUCAUGCUGCUCCAGAGCUCCUGGGCUGUGCUGCUCCUCUGCGCCACUGCUGGGUUUUGGGGGUGGCUGGGCCUCGCUGCCCCCCCAGAGAAGGUCCCCAAGCCCCCUCCUCUGUCCCCCCAUCAUGUGCUGGGAGUACCCAGGGGUGCAUUUGGGGUGUCCAUGGGGAAAACCAGCAUUUCCCCAUCAUCACCUCCCAAAUAUCCACCUCAGGAGGAGCUCUGGGAGACCUGGAUGAGGUCAGCUCUGGAUGAGAUCCCCGUGGCCCAGCUCGUGCAGGACAUCGCCCACCGGAUGGGGAAUGGGAGCAGCCGUGGGGCUGCAGAGCUCCAGGGAGGACACCAGGUUGUCCCAUCCAACCUCCAUCAGGAGCAGGAAAGACCUCAGGAUGUUCAUCCCCAACCAGAGAGCAUCCUGGUCCUUCAGGAGGUGAUGGAGAAGCUGCAGAGGGUCAACCAGAGCCUGGAGCUGAUGCUGACAGCCUUGGAAAAUGCACAAAGCCGGCUGGAAAAGCACCUGGAGCACCUCAAAGCCAUCCCUGACCUGGAUGGUCAGAGCCAAAGUGUCAUCUCCUCCUGCAUCCCACACAGCUCAUACUUCACGCUCCUGGUUCUCCCACUGGUGCCAGCAUCAUUCCAGGCCACCUUUCUCCUCCUCUUCCUCGCUUCCAGCGCCCUCGGCAUCCCAGCAAUCUCCACUCUUCUGGUCCUGGCUGCAGCAGGGCAUUGGCUGCUGGCAUCCGGCUGCCGUGAUGCCAGAAGGAUCCGGACAGGGGUUCCCCGGGAAAAGGCUCGGUUCCGGCUCACCUCCACCCCGGAGAGGGAAUGCGAUAUGGAGCUGCUGCAAGAGGAGUUGGACAGGAUGGAGAUGAGCUGCCUGCAGAAUGAGAGGCGCCCAAAAGAGCCUUCACACCCGGAGCAGCCCCAAGAGGUGGCCAGGGACAUUCCCAAAUUCACAGGGCAGGUGUCACCUGACCCCGAUGGCCAGAGGACAACACCGAGCUCGUGUGGGGUGACACCAGAGCCGGUCAUGGAUGCUGGGAAGCUCCUGGAGCCCAAAGCCUGCAGCCCAAGGGCCAACACGUCCCCGUGCCAGGGCCUCACCAGGGCUGGGCAGCGGUGCCGGAAGAAAGCGAUUCCCGGGCUGGAAUUCUGCCACAUCCACACCACCAGCAGUAGCUCGGCCAUGGAUUCAUCCCCCCGUUUUUGACCCUCUACCCCCUCCCUGAGGUGUUUUAACCCUUUUUAUGGCUGUCCCAGAUCCUGGUGGAGAACAUGGACCCUAAGGAUGCCACUGGAUGUGGGUACAGGGCAGAUGUUCAUUAACCCACCAGUUUUAUACUAUUUGCAUAUAUUUUAAUAAAUGCCACAAUUACAGCUGGA